This is a messenger RNA of Myodes glareolus (Bank vole), 3129 nucleotides long. Its product is annotated as Fc receptor-like protein 1. Gene Ontology annotation, cellular component: external side of plasma membrane. Gene Ontology annotation, molecular function: transmembrane signaling receptor activity. The record is from RefSeq and is a predicted model, not a curated record. Gene Ontology annotation, biological process: immune response; cell surface receptor signaling pathway. Lineage: Eukaryota; Metazoa; Chordata; Mammalia; Rodentia; Cricetidae.
AUAAGAUCACACAUAGGUGGCAGAAAGCAAGCAUCAGGGAUUUAUUUAUAUUUGAAGGAGUCUAUUCUUCAGAGGCCCUAGGUCCUCACUGUGCUCUUCAGCUGGGGAAUCCACUUCCAGUGGCUGAGAACACAAAGUCACAGAGUCACAGAGCACAGCACUACACUUAGUCCCCCAGCCAGUGCAGAAUCCAACAGGAUUGCUGCCUCAUGCUAUUUUAAGCAGUGCUCUGUAGUUGUAGCUUUUUGUUCUCUCUCUCUCUCUCUCUCUCUCUCUCUCCCCCCCUCGGUAUAUGCAAAUUUAAUUGAUUUUCUUACCAGAAGGAACUUUCUCUUGUGAAGUUUAUGCAAAUCUACCAGGUAUGAACUGAUCUCUUGCACACAAACACGAGGUUAAAAAAAGAUUGUCUGGUGCACCCAGCAGCACAGGAUCAGAGAUGCCCUAUGGUCAAGGGAAUCAAAAGACUCUAGUGUCCUGGGUCACUCACUGAUAUCCAAAUUUAACUCAUUCAUGUUAAUGUUAUGUGUGCUGUGUGCUUGGUUUCCCCUUUCCCUUUAAGCCCAGACACUCAAUCACAGCCCAAAGAGAAAUACAAACCCACAUCAAGGGCAAGGAAAUCAUCAGUUUUACAUGUGUUUAAGGAAUUCUCUGAUGUUGAGAAUGAUCUGAAACAAGCUGGGAACCACAAAGCAGAACUUCUUGCAGUGAGUUUCUAGCCUCUUGCUCCUUGUUUUGCUGGCCCAGUCAGGAAAGAGGCCUGUAGGUACCUAACACCUUUCUUCUCAGCUAAGUGUCAAAUGCUGUGGAGUUUAUCAGUCCUGUGAAAACCACAGAUGUUCACAAAGAGAAGACGCAGAGUAUUUCAUACUCAGGUGCUGUUUCCGUUACCUGUGCUAGAAGUCAGUCCUUCCCGUCCAGUAGAGGGGCAUUCCAUGACCCUGACAUGCAAGACCCAGCUCCGGACACAGAGGCCAGAUAACCAGUUCCGCUUCUGCUUCUUUAGUGAUGGCAAGUUUCUUGGGUCAGGCUGCAGCAGCUCCCCAAAGCUUCAGUUCCCUGCCAUAUGGAGGAAAAAUCCAGAGGUUUACUGGUGCAUGGCAGAAGAAACAAUUAACAAGAUCAGAAAGUGGAGCCUGCCAACCAAGAUACCCGUGCAGAGAAUCCCUGUCUCUGACGUGAGCUUGGAGACACGGCCCACUGGGGGAUGGGUGAUGGAGGGAAGCAAACUGGUCCUCAUUUGCUCAGUUGUUAAUGCCACUGGAAACAUAACGUAUCUCUGGUACAGAGGGGCACUGGGUUCGAACCUGGAAACAAAGACACAGCAUUCACUGUCAGCAGAAUUUGAGAUCACUGAAAUGAAGAGAAGGGAUGCUGAGCAGUACUACUGUGCAGCUGACAAUGGCUACGGCCCUGUUCUCAGUGAGCUGGUGAGCAUCGCUGUCAGAGUUCCAGUGUCUCGCCCUGUCCUUACCUUUGGAGAACCUGGAAUCCAGGCUGUGCUGGGGGACCUGGUGGAGCUUCACUGUGAAGCCCUGAGAGGCUCUCCCCCGAUCUUCUACCAGUUCUAUCACGAGAAUGUCAUUCUGGGGAACAGCUCAGCUUCCUCUGGAGGAGGAGCAUCCUUCAACUUGUCCCUGACUGCAGAAAAUUCUGGAAACUACUACUGUGAGGCCAACAAUGGCCAGGGUGCCCAACGCAGUGAGGUGGUGACUCUCAACAUAACAGUGCCCAUUGAGUCUGGAAACAAUCUCACCUCAGGAGUCACUGAGUGGCUGCUUGGCUGUCUUGGCCCCAUCACUAUGGCCCUAAUAUUUUGCUACUGGAUCAAAAGAAAAAUAGGAAGACAGUCGGAUGAUCUACUCAGGAGCCCUCCGAGGCCCGUGCUCCAAGAAUCCAGCUACCUCAACUCACCUGACCCAGAGCAGAUAGAGUGCGUGUACGAGAACGUGAAUGUUGUACGUGGUGAUGAAAUUUACUCACUGGUGUACCAUAUCCAACAGGAGCUGGAACCAGUAGCAGCCCAGCACAUGAAGACGCGUGGGGCCAGGGAGGUCUCCUCUGAAAUCUAUUCUAAGGCAAGAAAGAAAGAUAUUACGUACAUGGACUAUGAAGACACUAUAUAAAAUUAUGUGAACAGCAUCUUUGUAGGCCUGAGGAGUACUCUGAGGAUACUGAGGAAGGAUACCUUGUCAGUACACCUUCCCCACAUGCUUCCUUUUGUGAGAAGGUUCCUUCACCUAUGCAGUGUGAAGUUGGUACAAGUCCUGAAGAAACCACCCGGGAAAAUUGACUUAGAUCCAGAAGCUGGAAGGAUCUGCUUGUUGCCCAUUCACUGUGGGGUGUGACAAAUCGCGUGCUACUCUUUAUUUACAAGAGGAAAGUGGUGUGAUGAAAGCCACUGAGAUUUUGGAGCAGAGGAACUUAGAGUGCACAAAGCCAACAUCAAUGACUUUGCAGGUCUGUUGUGAAUAGAGAGCUAUGCUUCCCCUAUGCACAUGUCCUGUCUACACUUAGAACACCUGAGUCAAUGUACUUUGAGUCAUGGCAUCGAUUUAGAAUUAAAGCACAGUUGGAAAAAAUUUACUGUGACUACACCUAACUUUAGUGACAUAUUUUGGGUGUAUAGGCUAGUCUAAAUCCUCUCGUGAUUUUAUAAUAGUCAUUGAAAGGCUCACCAAGUUCUAAGUUUUGAACUUUGUACAGUAUUUAGACUAAACUUUAUGAAUAUAUUUAAGUACAGUGCUUCUCUUUGAAUUGUCAAACUUUUUAAAUAUAGUCAUUUGGCUCAAAGUCUAUUUUAAUUUUAAAUCAAUUACAUAUUUGCGUUUAUAUAUUAAAACAAUUUAAAAAUAAAGUGAAAAGUAAAGUCUUGGCUAUGAGAUACCACAAAUGACGACUACUGUAAAAACGUAUCCUGUAUUUCUCCAGAUGAUUUCUGCUUGUGCACAAACACUUGAAUAUAAAUAUAGAUAGUCAAAAGUAUAGCUACUCAAGUAGCUGAAACAUGUCCAAGUAUGUGUGUGAGUCUAUUAUACUAUUUCAAAAGACUCUGAAAUAUUCUGUCAUGUGUUUAUAUCAUAAUGGAUGCAUUUUUCCUUUUACAUAGUAAUAAAUAUAUAUAACCUAAAA